Dinoponera quadriceps is the source of this 1240-nucleotide messenger RNA. Its product is annotated as sperm-associated antigen 7 homolog. The transcript is spliced from 6 exons. Bases 225 to 926 code for a protein of 233 amino acids. The record is from RefSeq and is a predicted model, not a curated record. NCBI's taxonomy places the organism in Eukaryota, Metazoa, Arthropoda, Insecta, Hymenoptera, Formicidae. Gene Ontology annotation, molecular function: nucleic acid binding.
GUUCCUGCUUAGUGGCGUUGGGGCACGCCGGUUGGCUGCCUGUAAUCAGAACUGAGGCUGCGUUCUCUUUGGGCACAUAAUAAACAAUAAAGAUAGAAUGACGCUUACAGCGCGUGAGAGCCCAAAGAGAACGCAGUUGAGUGAAGUGAAUUACACCUGAGACUUCAUAAACAUCCUCUGGAGCCACCUGAAAUCAUAUCGACGGAACUGAAACAAAUAAAGUCAUGGAUUUAUUGGGAUCUAUUCUGAACUCGAUGGAUAGACCACCGAUAAUAAGCGACAAACAAAAAGCGCUUAUGAAAAAACAAAAGGAGGAGUAUGAAAAGCGGAAGAAAGCCGAGGCGGAAAGAUUGAAGAUUUUCCGGCAGCAGGUAGAAGAGAAAAUUAAUAAGUUCCUACAGGAUGAUAAUGCAAAAGAACACAAAUUUGUUGCUAUGGGCAAAAUACACAGAAGUAUUAUCUAUGACGUAGCAGAAGUAGCCAAUGUUUUGGCGUAUACCUUUGGUGAGGAAGACAUUGACCGAUAUGUCAUGAUCUUCAAGAGGGAACACGCUCCUUCUGAAGAUCAAUUAUAUAUAUUACGCAGAGGCGAAGAAUGGAAUGAAGAAGUUGCCAAGAAGUUGAAGGAGGAAAGGAGGAUGAAAGCCAAGGAAGCGGCUGAGUAUGCCAAGUCUAGGAAAAACAAAGAAAAAUUUGUUCCAAAUAGUUACUACAAAGACAAGUAUCAACACUUGAUCGGCAAGGAAGCUGCUUUGGAAGCUGCCAGAAAAACAGAAGCCAACAACAGCAGUUACGGAUGUGUUCCUAGCGAAAAUAAAAAGGAUCAGAGGAGUAUAGAACAAACCCUUGCCGACAUACGUGCCAAGAGGAGGAAACUGGAAGAAAAUAACCAAACGAGCAGUUCCAGCGACAACAGUACAAAAUAGUGCUAUUGUAUAAAUAAUCUCAUAGGCAUACACAUGAAUUACCUAUAUGCAAUUCAUUGUAAAUAUCUAUUAGGUAUAUUACAACAUUAUUACAGACUGUAUUAUUCGCACUGUUAGGGCAACGCCGCAUUUGUUCGUUCCAAGUAUUCUACAAAGAUACAUCCUAGAAAAAGUGUCCUACGAUGUUUACGACUAAUGUGGUACCUGCAUUAGACGUGAGACGGAUCGCUUUCGCUCCAUCUCAAUGCGUAUUGUGUAUUUGCUACACCAAAGCGACUCUGUCACAUAUGUACAAUAUAAUACAUUGUUUCGCA